GCCUCUUUGAUGAUGUUGCUCUCCGGUCUCCUCUCCUCUCCCUCGUUGCCGGUGCGCUGCCCCUUCUGAAGCCCACCCAGUGCAUGUAUCCCGCAGUCCAGUUUAUAUCCGUGGACGCACCUGGCCAAAGAAAAGACCAGAGAGAAGGCUAGGCAGAGUGGUAAAAGGGGUUAGAAAAAAAAGGGGGCGACACCCAGAAGCAGAACCAGAAACGGAACCACUGAGUGCUCGACGAUGGACCCGCAUCUGCUGAAGAAACCGAAGCUGGAAGAACCCAGCGAUGUCAACGGAGACGAAUCUGGACGGGGAAGAGGAUAUGGAGGCGCUGGAGGCGGCGGAGACAACGAGCCCGACGCCCUACAGGAGCAGGAAGAAGCCCUUGUCGCACUCAUCGAGCACCGCUCAAAGGAGUACGAACAUCUCAAACAGAAGGUCGCCUAUUUCAAAUCUCAGCUUGAUGAGGUGGAGAAGAAAUUGAACGACUCGAAGGCUAAGCUGGCUCGCCUUCGAGCGCGCGCUCCAUCGAGAACGGCUACUAGCGACGAAACUAGACCGGGGAGAACUGAAAGCAGAUCAUCAAGUCCUGGUUCGCGCCCGCAGCUUGUUAUACCUUCAGCAAGCACAAAGUUUCGUAGCCAAGCAGUGAACAAUGCGAAGUCCAAAGUACUGGAUGGAAUGAGCAACAGAGGAACCUCCUCUAGUGCUCAAUCGAGCAACGUGAAUAAGUCGAGGCAAGAGUCGAGUAGCAGAGCUGUGUCGGAGAAAAGUUCGGUGCAAGAAAAAAGAGCCAAGAGGAAGAUCGCACAGAAAGAACAUCAAGAUUUAAUUCCUGUUAUACGUACAUAUUCACUGCCGAACCAAAUCAGAUUCCAACCAGGCAGUGUUAUCUCUAGUCAGCACAAAAGGAAGCUGCGAAGUCUGGAGGUCUGUCCGGUUAAUGAUCAACUGUUUGUGACGAGUGCACUGGAUGGAGUUGUAAACUUAUGGCAAGUGCAGGUUAAAGGACCUAGCGCCUUGCUACUGAGCACUACAGAUUGUGUAUCGCCAAAGCAAAGGAGGUGGCCAGAAGAUGUAGCAUGGCACCCUGAUGGAGAUAGCUUAUUUGCUGCAUAUAGUGCUGAUGGUGGUGAUUCUCAAAUAUCAGUUUUAAAUCUCAAUGCGUCACAAAAAAGGGUCACUUUUUUAGAAGCAAAGCCUCAUACCAAGGGCAUUAUAAACAGCAUACUUUUCAUGCCCUGGGCUGAUUUAUUUUUUGCAACUGGUGGGAGUGACCAUGCUGUCAUUCUGUGGCAUGAGAAUGAUGAUUCAUGGAAGCCCAAGACCAUCCAUGGGAACCUUCACUCUUCAGCUGUUAUGGGAGUAGCGGGGCUACAGCACAAGAAGAUUAUAUUGUCUGCUGGUGCAGACAAAAGGAUCAUUGCAUAUGAUGUGUUGGCAGGGAGAUCUGAGUUUAAGAAUCAGAUAGAAAGUAAAUGCAUGAGCAUUCUACCAAAUCCAUCAGACUUCAAUCUGUACCUGGUGCAAACGGGAGCACCUGGUAGGCAGCUUCGGCUAUUUGAUGUGCGGCUAAGGCAGACUGAGAUUCAUGCUUUUGGGUGGAAACAAGAAACCAGUGAAUCCCAAUCUGCAUUGAUUAAUCAGGCAUGGUCUCCCGAUGGUCUGUUCUUAUCAUCUGGUUCAGCUGACCCUGUGAUCCAUAUCUUUGACAUCAGAUAUGAUGGGCGUACCCCUUCUCAAUCUGUGCAAGCUCACCAGAAGCGAGUAUUCAAAGCUGUAUGGCACCAAUCACUACCACUUCUCACCUCCAUAUCGUCUGACCUUAACAUUGGACUACACAAGAUAGUCUAAGAGAUUUUGUAGCAUGGGCUGUUUUCACCACAAAAAGUCAUUAUCUAGGGUUUAGCCUCAUUAUGUUUAUUUCAUCAAGCGAUGCUGUGGCCUUGAGCACUUUAAAUUUCUGAAAAAGCAUGUUGAUCAAGAGAUGAUCGCAUUGCUUAGGGUCUGGGGUGUAUUCAUUUCCAAUGCGGGAGUUUUGAUACUUCAGUAUGAUUGUAGAUAAUACAAUCUAUGCUACUGAAGGGGCAAGAUAUAAAUUACUAAAUCAUUGAAGAUACCUUUGAAGUUGUAGGCUUCAGCUGAGCUAAUACAAGGGUUCAAAUAUUACAUCUA
Molecule: messenger RNA, 2169 nt
Organism: Phoenix dactylifera (date palm)
Lineage: Eukaryota; Viridiplantae; Streptophyta; Magnoliopsida; Arecales; Arecaceae
Product: transducin family protein / WD-40 repeat family protein
Molecular function (GO): protein binding
Source: RefSeq, a predicted model, not a curated record